AUGUCUGCCCCGCGUACAUCCCGCUCCCUCAUCUCCCUAACGUGGCCUCUCAUACCACUCCCAAGAACCACCACCACCACCACCACUAUACGCCCCCUCUCUCAAUCCCACCGCCUCAACCAACAAUCACCAGCACCACAACCACUAGCUCCCAAGCCAGCAACCCCCCAAACCCCGACGAACGCCCCCAAACAACCCGACCCCAGAGCAACCCGCAUCCUCUCCCCGACGCCCUCGCACCCCACAACGGACAACAUCUCCAAGACCGGCCUCGCCGACAAACCCCUCGAGCUGGACAGCACGCCCGCCGAGAAAAUCGACUGGACGCGCUCCUUCCACGGCCUCUCCGCCGAGCCGUUCCCCGCCCACGUCGCCGACAUCCUGCUCGCCCCGACGGACCCCGAAGAGGUCGAGAUCAAGCCCGACGGCAUCCUGUACCUGCCCGAGAUCAAGUACCGGCGCAUUCUCAACCGCGCGUUUGGCCCGGGCGGGUGGGGGCUUGUGCCGCGGAGUGAGAGUAUCGUUACGCCCAAGACGGUAACGAGGGAGUAUGCUCUAGUGUGCAAUGGGAGGCUGGUGUCGGUCGCGCGCGGCGAACAGGACUACUUCUCGCCCGAUGGCAUCCCCACCGCCACCGAGGGGUGUCGCUCCAACGCCCUGGUGCGCUGCUGCAAGGACCUCGGCAUUGCCAGCGAACUGUGGGAUCCCCGCUGGAUCCGCAAGUUCAAGGCCCAGUACACCCGCGAGGUCUUUGUCGAGCAUGUCGUCAACAAGCGCAAGUCGAAGAUCUGGGUGCGCAAGGAUGACCAGGUCUCGUAUCCGUGGAAGGAGACUAAGUAA
Aspergillus terreus NIH2624 is the source of this 840-nucleotide messenger RNA. RefSeq names its product putative mitochondrial genome maintenance protein Mgm101. Gene Ontology annotation, biological process: recombinational repair; interstrand cross-link repair. Gene Ontology annotation, molecular function: single-stranded DNA binding. The transcript is spliced from 2 exons. The record is from RefSeq and is a predicted model, not a curated record. Lineage: Eukaryota; Fungi; Ascomycota; Eurotiomycetes; Eurotiales; Aspergillaceae. Bases 1 to 840 code for a protein of 279 amino acids. Gene Ontology annotation, cellular component: mitochondrial nucleoid; mitochondrial chromosome.